AGGGACGAUGAUCCAAAUCACAACAAUUCUCUUUUUCUUUAUCAUCUGGCUCCCCACUGUCCAUCCGUCUAUUCACCCCACUUAAUCCACUGACUUCACAAACCUUCAACCUUUCUUUUCUUCUCUGGAAGAAAGAAUAACCACUCAAAUCUCUGUUUAUCUUUUUUCAUACCAUGUAUUCUUCUCCUUACAUCUACUCUUUCGCUUUGUUUUUUUCUCUUUCUCUUCUUUUCUUCUUCUUCGCCCCUCAAUUUCUCCCCGUUAAACACUCCCAAACCAUCCACGCUAUCUCCGACGACCUCGACGAUCUCUCCCUCUUCCGCAACGCCCUCGCUGCCCAAAAACAAAUCCCCGCUCGCUCCGCCGUCUCCUCCAAAAUCUCCCACUUGUCUUUGUCAAAUCCCAAGCCUAAGAUCGCUUUCCUCUUCCUCACGAAUUCCGAUCUCGUCUUCGCUCCCCUCUGGGCCGCCUUCUUCUCCGGCAACAAUAACAAAAAUCUUUACAAUAUCUACGUCCAUGCCGACCCUUCCGUUAAACUCAGCCACCCCCACCCCCUGUUCAACCACCGCUUCAUUCCCGCCAAGAAAACCCAACGUGCAUCACCGUCAUUGAUCUCCGCCGCCCGGAGACUCCUCGCCAACGCGCUCAUCGACGAUCCGUUGAAUCUCUACUUCGCGCUCGUGUCUCAAAGUUGCAUCCCUCUCCAUUCCUUUCAAUUCAUUUACCAUUCCAUCUUCGGAAAUUCUUUAAAUCUCUUCCGAGCAUUCGCCACUCAAUCGCAACACAAAAGCUUCAUCGAAAUUCUCGACGACGAUCCGAACUUGCCAGAGCGUUACAUUGCCAGAGGCAAGAACGUGAUGUUGCCGGAAGUCACGUACAAGCAGUUUCGCGUCGGGUCUCAGUUCUUCAUUUUGUCGAAACGCCAUGCGUUGCUUGUGAUAAAAGACAGAAGACUCUGGCGCAAGUUUAAGCUUCCGUGUUUAAAUUUGAAUUCUUGUUAUCCGGAGGAGCAUUAUUUUCCGACAUUGUUGUCGAUGGAAGACCCAGCGGGUUGCAGCGGUUACACACUGACGAGAGUGAAUUGGACUGAAAGCGUGGGCGGGCAUCCGCAUACGUACCAGGCGUCGGAGGUGUCGCCGGAGCUUAUUCAGACGUUGAGGCAGUCGAAUUCAAGUUAUUCGUAUUUUUUCGCGCGGAAAUUCUCGCCGGAGUGUCUGAAGCCGCUGAUGCGGAUUGCAAAUGACGUCAUCUUCAAGGAUUGAUCGAGAAACAAACGGAUGAAGAAAUGGAAGAAGAGGGUGUUGGUGUGAGUGUGACCUCAAAACACAAAAUAAUGUGACUUGGGAAGGUUGUUUUGGAGUGGUCGUAAGUAUCGCUGUUUGUUAUUGUGAAAGUAGAAGGUGUGGUGGGGGGCUUAGCGUGGAGUUGAAAAGGCAAUGCAAAAGGCCAAGGUCUAUUGCUUUCUCUCUCUCUCUCUCUCUCUCUCUCCCAUUUGCUCCCUCCACCAAAUGUGUUCUCUAAUCUGUGUAUAUUGUAACGACAACAACACUAUCCUUAAUUAAAUGCUAUCUUUGGGAA
Mangifera indica (mango) is the source of this 1578-nucleotide messenger RNA. RefSeq names its product glycosyltransferase BC10-like. The transcript has 2 exons. Bases 174 to 1262 code for a protein of 362 amino acids. The record is from RefSeq and is a predicted model, not a curated record. Gene Ontology annotation, cellular component: membrane. Gene Ontology annotation, molecular function: glycosyltransferase activity. NCBI's taxonomy places the organism in Eukaryota, Viridiplantae, Streptophyta, Magnoliopsida, Sapindales, Anacardiaceae.